AUGACCGUCCCAAAUGAUGUUGCUCUAUAUGAGCUUGCAAUCAAAGCAGGAGUUUAUAUGGAUAACAAAGUUUUUAGAAGAAUAUAUGGCUUGAUUUCAUUGGGUUGCAGUCCAGACGUCAUUUUUUCAAUGUUAAAAUAUCUCACAUCUGUCCAAUCAAUCAAUCGUAAUUCAAUAUCCAAUAUCAGUACAACUACUAGCAGGAGUACUGAACAACAUCAUCAGGUGAAUAGAUCGAGAUUCUUAGCAAGUCGGAUUUUAGAAUCACAACAAAGUUUUCUUAGUACUUUUAGUGAUCGUGAUCAAUAUUUUAAUGGACGGAAUCAUGAAUUAUGUAAAACGCUGUCAAAUAAACCGAGAGUUACACAACAUCAUCUAUAUUCAAAACCAAACUUAUAA
Messenger RNA from Schistosoma margrebowiei, 399 nucleotides. NCBI's taxonomy places the organism in Eukaryota, Metazoa, Platyhelminthes, Trematoda, Strigeidida, Schistosomatidae. The record is from the annotation of a GenBank genome assembly.